Rhagoletis pomonella (apple maggot) is the source of this 1157-nucleotide messenger RNA. RefSeq lists its product as uncharacterized. The transcript has a single exon. NCBI's taxonomy places the organism in Eukaryota, Metazoa, Arthropoda, Insecta, Diptera, Tephritidae. The record is from RefSeq and is a predicted model, not a curated record. Bases 155 to 811 code for a protein of 218 amino acids.
ACUGGAUAUACUGAGAUACUGAGCUGUGGUCUAUACUGUGGUAAACACUUUACUUUUUCAAAGCAAUGAUUUGAUUCGAGAACUUUUGGAUUAUAAGCGGAAAUAUCUUCUGAUGUAUUCCUAAUAUAUACUUGCAAUAGUGAAAUACUCUUUAAUGACUACCACAUCAGUCUUUGAAAAUGAUGGACGGCUGUACGAUAGUAGUAAAGACAUGUCGGCGCCUGAAAUAAACACAUCCCGCCUGCAGUCGUCGCAAUCGUCUGUGUCCAGUGAAAGUGAUUUAUCCUUUUCUUUAUCUAUUGAGCGGGAAUUGGACGCACUUGUUCUAGGUGAUGAGCUUCCAGCGUUCGAAAUUCGACUUAUUUCUCCCUUGGGGCGCACACCCUCUCCGAUAGACACAAAUCCGGAAGAUUUGCAAACACCAACCAGGGCGACGCUAUUCGACGAUGAUUCUACUCCAAGUGCCUGCACAAGCUCAGAUUUUGUGACUCUGAAAGAAAUCAAUGCAAAAAUAAGUUCGCCCGUGGAUGUGGAAAAUAGCAAAACAGAUAUCAGCCUAUGCAACAGUCUUGAGACAAUAUUCGAAGGCGUUUUCUUAAAUACACCACCAAGAAAGCAGAGUAAUGUACGUAAUUUUAACUCUACGCGUGGUAACCUCAUCGAAAAAAUGAAAUGUAAUAGAAUAAACAGUGGCAAAGAAAACCAAAUACCAAGUCCUAUUGGAGUUACUUUGAUCAGUUCACCAACCACAAUUGGCCAUACACCUUCAAAGAGCCGAGUAGACGCGAAUAUGCAACGCAACCAUGUAUAAUAAAGGAUAAUUCACAGUUGCUUUAAAGUUAAUCAUCUAAAAUAAGCGGGUUUUGGUGGCGCUUUGGCUCUUAAAACGUUUUACAAUAGUUCAAUACCGGAACACGGAAUCGUUCGUUAUAGCAAAUAAAAUAAUUUGAAACUAUACUAAGCUUGUUUAAAUUUUAAGUAUUUUGAUAAGUUAAGGCUUAAUAGUUUAGAACACCGUACUGAAAAGCCUAAUGUAAGGUGAUUGUACAUAUAUACGCAUGCUGGUAUAUACCAAAUCCAUGUACAUAUAUAAAUUAAGUACCUUUUAAACAUUGUAUUUCUGUGCGGAUAGUAAUAAUCACAGAAAUUGAUACACA